Messenger RNA from Conger conger (European conger), 3193 nucleotides. It is a transcript of the gene p2ry11, whose product is annotated as purinergic receptor P2Y11. The transcript is spliced from 2 exons. Bases 1 to 993 code for a protein of 330 amino acids. Gene Ontology annotation, cellular component: plasma membrane. The record is from RefSeq and is a predicted model, not a curated record. NCBI's taxonomy places the organism in Eukaryota, Metazoa, Chordata, Actinopteri, Anguilliformes, Congridae. Gene Ontology annotation, molecular function: G protein-coupled ATP receptor activity; neurotransmitter receptor activity. Gene Ontology annotation, biological process: G protein-coupled receptor signaling pathway; calcium-mediated signaling; cellular response to ATP.
AUGGUAACGACGAGAAAGUCCAGAGUAGAAGAGAACGGACAGACAGAGACCUUGAGAAGCCCCCGCCCAGGCCUGACGAUGAAGUCGAUGGCCGAGUUCCAGGAGCAGUUCCUGCCGCCGAUGUUCGGGGUGGAGUUCUGCGUGGCGCUGGUGGGGAACGCGGUCGGCCUGUGGCUGAUGGUGAUGCGGGAGCGCCGGCGGAGCUGGCACACGGGCCUGGUGUUCUCCUGCAACCUGGCGGCCAGCGACCUGCUGUACGCCCUCACCCUGCCCCUGCUGGUGGCGUACUACUCCGACGGGAAGCGCUGGCGCUUCGGGCCGGCCGCCUGCAAGGCCGAGCGCUUCCUGUUCACCUGCAACCUGUACGGCAGCGUCCUGUUCGUCACGGGCAUCAGCGUCAACCGCUACGUGGGCGUGGUGCACCCCUUCUUCGCCCGCAGCCACGUGCGGCCCCGGCACGCCGCGGCGGCCUGCGUCCUGGUGUGGGCCUGCGUGGUCGCCCUCUCGGCCCCCGUGCUGAGCUUCGCCGGCGCCUGCCCCAAAAACGCCUCGGUCGAGUGCUCGUCCACCUGCGCCCGCGCGGACGAGCCCCGCCACUUCGCCUACAGCGUCUUCCUGGCCGUGGUCGGCUGCCUGCUGCCCCUCCUGGCCACCGCCGCCUGCUACGCCGCUAUCUUCCGGGUGGUGUGGAGGAACAGCAACAUCACGCUGGCGGAGAAGAAGAAGGUGGGGCUGAUGGUGGCGGCGGUGCUCGUCCUGUACGCCGUCUCCUUCGUGCCCUACCACGUCCUGCGGAACUACUACCUGUACCAGAAGCUCAACAACGGGACCACGCUGAAGGUGUACAAGGCCUACCAGGUGAGCAAGGGCCUGGUGACACUCAACAUGUGCCUGCACCCCUUGCUGUACAUGGCUCUGAUCGGCAGCGUUCGGACACUCUGCUGUGGUGGGGGGGAACGGGGUGACACCCCCGCCCCUGCGGGACAGAAGUAGUGCCAAGCCAGAAACCCAACCGGGACCCUCCAGUCCGCCGGGUUCCACACCAGAGGGGUGCAAAGCCAGUUGUCGUGGUCAAGAGGUUCAGCUGUUGUUCAGAUGGAAUGUCAGAAUGGGGAGGAAAUUUGAUCAAAGUGACUUUGACCGUGGAAUAAUUGUUGGUGCCAGACAGGGUGGUUUGAAUAUCUCAGAAACUGCUGGUCUCAUGCACAACAGUCUCUAGAGUUUGCAGAGAAUGGUGCGGAAAAACAAAAACGUCCAAUGAGCAGCAAGUGGAUAGACUACAGCAGCAGAAGACCAAUUAGUUACACAGUUAACUCACCUCGCCUGGUUUCGUGGGUUUGAAACGAUGGCUGAUUUUAAGGUGAAAACAAAAGCGAGCACACCCCGCGGCACUCUGCUACAGCUAGGAAAAUUAUAAUACCGUACAUGUACACACCUUCUCUUUCCUGAAAAACACACGUGUGAAUAGCAGACUCAGAUGACCCAGUCAAAAUACAUUGCUCUCCAAGGUAACAACACUUUGUUUGGUUAGAAGGAACCUAUCGAUUAACCUCUUUAGUUGUCACCUCUUUUAUAUCACUGCCUCGCACCUUUACAGCUGGAGCAUUCUAAAACUGCCCAACUUUGGGAUUAUCCUUUGCUAAUACUGCAAUGGAGAGCGAAUAGUUCUAUUGGGGAUUAUCCUUUGCUAAGACUGCAAUGGAGAGCGAAUAGUUAUAUUGGGGAUGAUCCUUCGCUAAAACGGCAAUGGAGAGCAAAUAGCUCUGAAUCACAGUCUUGUGUGGUUGGGAGCUAUUUUUAAAAUUUAUUUAUUUAUUUCACAGGAAUAAAACCAAUGCUUGAAAGAACAAACGUAGUCUUAGGCCCAACUCAGACAAUCAGACAACUAAAAUUGAGGUUUGGUUUCAAUUUCUGUUGUGCUUUUCUUUAAAUGGAAACAAAGAAACUAGUUCCUUUUACCAGUGUUAGACUAUGGUGAUGUUUUAUACACGAAUGCCUGUUUCCGCCUCUUUACACAUGUUGGACACUGCUUACCAUGGCGUAUUAAGAUUUAUCACCUGUUAUAGAUCACUUACCUGUCAUUGCGCUCUAUAUGCUGAAGUGGACUGGCUGCACUUUACUGUCACAUCAAACCCAUCUUACAGAUUACAAUCUCAGGACUAUCUAUAUGCCUCGGUACCCAGAACCCGCACUGAGUUGGUGAAAAGAGGUCUCAUGUUCUCUGCUCCCUCUGCCUGGAAUGGACUUCAAAAAAUGUUUAAAGCUCAAAUUACAGACCUUCUAAAGAAUGAGAUGAGAACAUGCGAUGCUCCACUGUAUAAUGUGGUGUUAUAUUUAUAUUAAUUAACUUGGCCUUCUCUCCCUAGCAAACUUUGCCAUUUAUGUUCUUGUCUGUGUUUGUGUCUUGUUUGUUGUGUUUUGCUGCCAUUUUGGCCAUGUCUUGCUCUCUCAAGUGACUACCUGGUAAACUAAAUGUAAAAUAAUGUUAUGCAUAUAGCUCAGGUUUUACCCAGAAAAGGCCAGGCUACAUCGAAAGUUUAUACUCAGGCUUAUUUGUAAUUCUUUUGAUCAAAGAAAUCCAGGGAUGUUACAUUUUUAGAAUGGCUUUGAACUUUGUAUGUGUGAAAUCAUUCAUGGAAUUUAUUUAAAUUUAAUUUAAAAUGUCAAAUCAAUUAAAAACAUAGCUACCGUGCCAAAUAACCCAACCUAUGUUGUUAACUGGCAUGUUGCACUGUCUCAUAAACCUAUCAACUUAGAGGUGUGUUCAGAGAUGCUCUUCUGCAUACCCCUGUUUAAUGUGUGGUUAUUUGUGUUACUGUCACCUUCCUGUCAGGUUCGACCAGUCUAUCCCUUCUCCUCAUACCUCUCUCAUUAACAACACAUUUCUGCUCACAGAACUGCUCAUUGGAUGUUUUUUGUACCAUUUUCUGUAAACUCUUGAGACUUUGUAAAAAUCACAUGAGACCAGCAGUUUCUGAGACACUGAAAUCAACCUGUCUGACACCAACAAUCAUUCAAGUCAAUUUUUUUCUGCAUUCUGACAUUUGGUCUGAGCAACAGCUGAACCUCUUGACCAUGUCUGCAUGCUUUUAUGCAUUUAUUUGCUGCCACAUUUUUGGCUGAUACAAUAUUUGCAUUGACAAGCUGGUGUACAGGUCUUGCCUAAUAAAUUGCAUCUAUAUUUGAGAACAAA